Mugil cephalus (flathead mullet) is the source of this 7901-nucleotide messenger RNA. It is a transcript of the gene fam135b, whose product is annotated as family with sequence similarity 135 member B. Bases 224 to 4384 code for a protein of 1386 amino acids. NCBI's taxonomy places the organism in Eukaryota, Metazoa, Chordata, Actinopteri, Mugiliformes, Mugilidae. The record is from RefSeq and is a predicted model, not a curated record. The transcript is spliced from 20 exons.
GAGAGGUGGGGGGGGAGGAGAAAGGGGAGACUGCAGAAUAUACAGGGUCUGGAUGAAUAACCAUGGCAACAGCAGCAGCAGCAGGGGAAGCGGUGAUAUAAACAUUGCGAAGCCGCGCAUCCAUCCGCAAAUCAGCAAUUUACUCAGCAGAGCCUGGACCCGAACCCUGUGCGGACAUUCGGCUACACAACAUCACUGCUAAGGUGAUGAGUGGGAUUAUAUCAUGUCUGAAGUACAGGGAACACUGGAGUUUUCUCUAGAGUUACACAAGUUUCACAAUGUGGAUCUCUUUCAAAGGGGGUUCUAUCAGAUACGAGCAGGGCUGAAGGUCUCGCCCCGAGUGCCCCACAGGUUGAUAGCAACAACACAAGAGAACACAGUGGAGUGCAGCUUCAGCUCUGCGGGGGUUUACGACGGCACCGUGUUCAGCCGGAUAUUUCAGAUCCUUUACCGAAAUGAGGAGAUCGCUGUGAAUGACUGCAUGAUCUUCAAAGUCCAGCUGCUACUGGACGGAGAGAGGGUGGAGGAAGCCUUGAGCGAGGUGGACUUUCAGCUGAAGCUGGAUCUACAUUUCACGGACAACGAGCAACAGCUGGCAGAGAUAGCGACCGUCCCACUGAUUAGCAGUCGAACCCUGAGCCUCCACUUCCACCCACGAAAAGGCCUCCACCACCAUGUUCCGGUCAUGUUCGACUACUUCCACCUGUCCGUCAUUUCGGUCUCCAUACACGCUUCACUGGUUGCCUUACAUCAACCGCUAAUCAGCUUUGCACGUACAGGGAAGGGCUCCUGGCUGGGGAAGGGCUCGCCAGAGAGCACGAGUGACCCAUCUGCCAUGUCCGUAGAGACCCUUGUUUUCGGAGCUGGCUACUGCAAGCCUGUCAUCUCUGAGGGAAGCUUUUAUGUGCCCAGUGAAAACUGCCUGCAGAGAGCUCAUACGUGGCACCGGCGGCUCUGUCGCCUCCUGUUGGUGGCACACAGAGGCCUGCACACGUACUACACUGCACUGAUGAAGGAAAUCCCACAGCUUCAGCAGAUCCCUCUGGAAUCAGAGGUGUUACCUGUAGAAGAAACUCUCAAUCAGCUAACGAUAGAAUUACAGCUGCAGGAAGGCCACGAGAAGGUAGGAGAGCAGAUCAGCAGGGACGUGAGCCAGCUCUGCUCCCAGCUGGCUGCUCUGUGGAGCCGCUUCCUGGAGGCAGCUCUACUCAACCCCCACAUCCUGUCAUAUCUGGCCCAGGAGCACCACACGCUCAGGGUCAGGAGGUUCUCAGAGGCCUACUUCUUCACUGAACACCCCAAAGAGAUUUCUCUGACGUUUCAAGAGGAACUAAUCAACAGACAUGGCCAGGUAGCUGCGGAAGUGCGAUGCUCAGAGUAUCUGACCAAGAUGCCUCCUUUACCUGUUGAGUGCCUGGACAUUGAUGGAGAUUGGAACAGCCUGCCCAUCAUCAUUGAGGAUAGAUAUGUGGAGUCUCCUCAAACGGAGUGGGUAUCACACGUGCCAACGUUUUCAACCGCUGAUGAGCAAACCGGCUCUGAUAUUGCCAUCACUCCAGCCAACAGGAUUCUUGAAAGCAGCCAGGGAGCCAGAUCACCAGCAAUACCCCAGGUUUCCUUGGAAAGUGAUAAAUGCAUGGACCUGCCCACGUAUAUCUCACUCAUGGCAGACCAGAGUAAGACCAAUGUCGGAGAUACCCAGAACCUCACAGAGAACAGUGCUGAAAUCUCUCUGGCAGACGCAGAAAGCUUAAAGGAUCCAGGGGGAAAUCACAGCCAAGAUAAGGAAAGCUGUACUUCUGGCCAGAGAUACAUCAGCGUUAAGCCUUGUGAUUCAGAUCCAUGUAGAGGGGAGGGAGUCUCAUCUAAUCACCGUCCCCUCACUGAUUCUGCCAACAGUAGAGAAGAGUCCCCUGCUCAUCAUGUAACAGAAAAUAAUAUCCAACUAUGUGAUGCCACAAACCACAGCAUUGCAAAAGACAGUGAAAGCCAUGAAGAGGAGUCAGACAUUGCCAUGCCUUUAAAUCACUCAAUGGAUGAUGAGAACGAAGAUGUUCCUCUUGUUAGCCUUCCCAUUGCUCAUACGCUUCCAGUCACGCCUCCCUUUCCAGGUGAUCUCAGAAAAGAGAUGACUCAUCGGGGAGGCUUGGCUGGCUCCAAGAUCAUGAAGCGAUCGUCCUCUGUGAUUUCUGAUUCAGGUAUUGAGAGCGAGCCGAGCUCCGUGGUAUGGCCCAUUGAGGCCGUGCUGCGAGGCCGACCUCCUCUGGACUUUUCCAGCGAACGGGAGAUCCCACAGCAAAUAGUGUGUCACCACCCAGUCCACCGGAGUUCUCUGGAGGGCCUACAGAUGGAGAGCAAUGGCAGCCUUCCUAGCGGGGGUAUACAGGCCUCACUCACCUCUAUUAGCUCUCUACCGUACGAGGAGGACCAGCAGCAGAGACAGCUCAGCAAACUCACAAAGUCAGUCUCUGCACCUCAGAUAAGUAGCCCAGAAGAUGGUGAGGAGGACCACUUGCUGCUCAACCAGGAAACAGAUAGUAAAUGCUUAGUGCAACAAAAGGAUUCAUGUAGGAUAAAUUGUUCUUUGAACAGCGACUUAGAUUCAGAGCAAUCUGAAUUGUCUCUGUUAGACAUGAGUUCAACAGCAAAUCUUAUUCUCAAGGAGAAUUUUAUCUCUGAAUCCUCAAACCCUACCCAGCACCUGUCAGAGACAUACAGAAUCAAGUCAGUGUUAAAUGGUGUGUCUGAAGGGUUGUUUUUACAAGAGUCUGUAGAACGCCCUCAUGUGAGGGAAAGUGCUGUUAUUGGCAGCCAGGGGGAGAAUAUGAACCAUCAAACACACAUCAGUGAAGUGAGCGCCUCAGUGGAGGAUGUGCUUCUCGUUGAAUCGGAAGCAGCGCCCUGCAGGCGUAGAGGCAAACCAUGUGUGCACGAAAGUCCCACAGAUCAGGAGAGGAUCAACACUGCAGAUGAGUGCCAGAGUUUCCUUGGCGUUGAGGGCCAGGAGUGUCGAGACUGCUCACAGACACCUCUAAAACUGUCACAUUCUGAUGACCUCCCUAACAGUACCACGACCACACAGAGGCCAAGUGAACUCACAGGGCUGACAGCCAAUGACGCAUCAUCACCUGCCGACCUCAACAGGCUACCAAAUAGUGACAAAGAGCCAUUGGACUGUCAGGCCAAGUCCUCAAAGAUCCCUAAUUCGGGGCUGGCAUUUGUGAACAAGAAAAUGGUUGAGGUGGUGAACAUGUCUGUGUCCUGUGCCCCAACUUGCCUGCCAUUUUCAUCUGUGCUUAGAGACUCUCCCUCCAUCAGUGGAAUGUCCACUCGUCAGGCUACCUCACCUAUCACCCAUCAGCCCCUGGGCUCCUUUGGGAUCAUCUCCUCAUCUUCUCUCAGUCCCCUGAACAUGGACGAUGAGACGAAUGAACGGAUGCUGAAUUUCUACAAAGCCAAAGAGGAACUGUUCAAAGAGUUGAACUUUCAGGCUAGCUUGUACAGCGACCUUCCCCUCCUGGCGUCAGAUCUGCCGUACUUCCCCCCUGAGGAAGACGACGAGGAGUUUGACGAUGGCAUACACCUUGUGGUGUGUGUCCACGGACUUGAUGGAAACAGCGCAGACCUUAGGCUGGUGAAGACUUUUAUUGAGCUGGGACUGCCGGGUUCCAGACUCGACUUCCUCAUGUCUGAGAGGAACCAGGCUGACACGUUUGCAGAUUUCGACACCAUGACGGACAGACUGCUGGAUGAGAUCAUUCAGCAUAUCCAGCUGUACAAUCUCACCAUAGGCAGGAUAAGCUUCAUCGGCCACUCUCUGGGGAACGUCAUCAUCCGCUCCGUGCUGACGAGGCCUCGCUUCCGCUGCUACUUGCCCAAACUCCACACUUUCCUCUCGCUGUCAGGCCCACACUUGGGAACGCUGUACAACAACAGCACGCUGGUCAGCACAGGUCUGUGGUUAAUGCAGAAGCUGAAGAAAUCCGGCUCCUUGCUGCAGCUCACCUUCAGAGAUCACGUCGACCCGCGGAAAACAUUCCUCUAUCUUCUGAGUCAGAAACCAGGGCUACAGUUCUUCAAGAACGUGGUGUUGGUGGCGUCUCCACAGGACCGCUAUGUCCCGUUCCACUCUGCCAGAAUAGAGAUGUGCAAAACUGCUCUCAAAGACAGAACCACAGGACCUGUGUACACUGAGAUGAUCAACAACCUCCUACAACCAGUCGUGGAGGCUAAAGAGUGCCGGCUCAUCCGCCAGAAUGUGUUCCACGCCCUGCCCAACACAGCCAACACACUAAUUGGCCGAGCUGCCCACAUCGCCGUCUUGGACUCUGAGCUUUUCCUGGAGAAGUUCUUCUUGGUGGCAGGGCUCAACUACUUCAAAUGAAGGUGCUAGUAAUGCAGGCUUAUGGUAAUGGUCCUGAGAGUGGUUGAUGGAGUCUUGAUUUGAGGUCUUCACCUUCACCCUGUACAGUACAUGAGCGUAUGACCCCUGGUAUCCAAGAGGCCAGAACUGCGUAUCUCAUUUGUUAGACUGGUUAGCAGCUGUCAUUAAAGGCUCAGUGUAUUGUGACUGUUUAAACUACUAACCCGGACUGAGUCUGAUGUGUAGCCAUGGAAAACAAAACAUCUGACUUGGAUGACAGGAUGGAUUGUCGAUGUUUUGUUGGCCUUACGAAUAACGUCUCAGCCAGAAUGCUAACAGAUACUAACUGUGGUCUACAGCAUUUGCCUACUUUCCCUUUACAGUUGGUUUAGAGCCUUCGGUAUCACUGGUUGCUUGAAUUGUUCCUUAAGGGUUACACCAAUGAUAGUCUUACACUAUCAUGAAACAUGGCAAUAGAUGUGCAGCAUUUAUCCCCUUGAUUGUACAUGAGGUGUUUUGUUGUACAAAACACAGACGUUCCUUUUUACAGAAAUUGCUUUAUUGGUUCAAAUUAUUUAUUUUAUAUGUAUAGUGUAAGUAGUCCAUCUAAAUGUGAACUUCUGUGUGUUGUUUUCUUCAACUAUAUCAAAUGAAAAGCUUAGUGUUAUACAACGCAGGCAGAAGUGUUACCCAUGUAGCCUAUUAUUCAGCAGUCUGCUUGUCCCUUACAUUUACUUGUGUUUAAAUGUACAUCAUACCAGACAAACACAGAGGCCCUGAUUAUUUAAGUAUUAAGCUACAGCAAAAGUAAUCAAGGAAUUUGUAGUCGGCUAAACCCCAUCCUCCUAGGUACUAAAGCCGCCACUGUCAAGCUUCAGGCCUCAUAACACGUAUGCAAAUUUGUGAUGAUGAACUAUUGAACUUACAGAACUAUGGGUUCUCAUUUCUGGCAGGCAUAUUUCAUUUCUUUAUUUAUUUCAUUUGUAGCUCACUAGAAUCAAUUAUUUCCUGCAUGCCUUAGCCUGGCAUUGCUAACCUCAGUUGUUAUCAUGAUAUGAGUCUGUUAACACACCAUUUCAACGGACAAAGAAAAACAAGACCUCUCCAUGCAAUUGGAUAGUCCUACAACCAAUCAGAGCGCCAACCUCACUGUGCUCAAGUGAGGCGCAUGACUAUGUUGGUGUUAAUUCAAAGUCCAUCUCCACAUAAAGUAUGUCCAAACUAUCUGAUUGGCCUGGAAUAUCUUUCCUGAAAGAUAAUCAGUUUCCAGUGGAGAGUCUCCAGACAGGGUUGUACUCGAGGCUAUGCAUGUCUUGGUUAAAAUGUUGCCUCUUACUUUAUUAUAUUACAUUACGGUAAAUGUAGCUAACCAAAUGAGAUUUUUCUGUUUUCAAGUAGCUUUCACAUUACGUAAUACCAUCAUCUGACAUGUUGGUUGGGUGUAAACUUAAACACCUUCUCCAACUAGCUUCAUACAAAAUACAUAAGGUAGUACUACUGGAUGUUUUUUAACCACAGACAAAAUGUUUCCUAAUUUGGUAUGGAAAUCUUCCUUGUACUUGGCAUUUGGCCUGUUAGCAGGACAUGCUAAUAGUUGCAGCUAAUGGCUGGGCUUCCAACACUGGUCAAUGAUUGGCAAAUUCGUAUAUGGAGGAGGGGUUUAGUAAAUACAAUUAAUGGACAUUUAAGCAACAAAUUUAAAGAUUACAACAAAAACCAUACAGCAGAUCUAGUGUGCAUAUAAUGUGUAAAAGAACCAUGUUAUCUCUAUGUUGACUACACAAUCUUGUGGUGUGAUGGCAUCACUUUUUGUUAAUGAGCAAUUUAACAUUCCUGAUUAAAGUGCUCUUUUGCAUUUGAAAUGGUGUAAAUCAGGGUGUUGUCAACCCACUGCCCAGCUACUCCAUGUCUAUCUAAUAAUUGUGAUGCAAGAUGACAGCAGGUCUUGUGUUCCUCAACAUGUACGAUGCCAUAUUUUGAACAUCUCAUCAGCUCAAUCAGAAUUUUAUUUUAUUUUUUUUCUCUACAUUGAUCGCACGCAAAGUGUCGUUGUCAAGCAUCCUGGUGAGGAAACUUUCCUCAUCACUAUGCUGUCAUCAGACGAUGUUUACAUAUUCUGACGUUAGAGAACUGUUAUCAUAGACGUCUCAUAUCCAGCAGUGGUUGUGCAUCUGCUGCAUAUGUAGUUAUGUACAUACAGAGAGCUAUAUUUUAACCUUUGCACUGGUUUGAUGGCAAGUGCACUUUACUGACAACCUUGAAUCAACCUCCACGAGCUUUACAGAGCACAAACAGCUAUUUGUUAAAACAUGCACUGCUUUUUUUUUUUUUUUUUAGAUCUGAAGGUCGCGUCCUGCAUUCGUUGUAUAAACUACCCUCGGCUGUCCGUCUCGGCUAUUCAAGCAUUGUGUCGUCUUCAGAGUGUGCUGUCUCGGGGAACAACCGAUGACACCGCAAAGUGCUCUUUUUCCGUGUUGGUGCGGUGCCGCGCGGUAAGCAGAGUGUCACCGUGAUUGACUCUAAUCAAAUGGGCUCCUUUAGGAUGCUAGGAUCUUUCUCGAAAUGCCACCAAACAAAGCUGCGUAAGCAAUCUACAGGAGCUGCCACGCACCAUGCAUCAUUUUUCAACACCCCACCCCUCCCGCACACACACAAACACACAUACUGUGUAUGGAUGGGUUUUAGCUAGUAUGCUUUAUUCUUUUUUUUUGUGUGUGUGUGUGUGCUUAGGGCCAUGUGUGUGUACCCGCAGGGUCAGCAGGAAUCAAUGGAAGAAAACAAAUAUGUGAGAGGUAUUGAGACUGACCCCCUCAAGGGCAAAUACAGGUGUGAAAGUGUUUCAUGAGAUGAAUGGCCAGCCUGGAAAAGACUACUAUUUACACCACCCUGAGGUCUGUUCAUGUAGAGAAUUUUUUUUUUUUUUUUUUUUUUUUUGUUUUCUAUGACAAAACUUGUCCCUAAAUGUGUUAACUGUACAUUAAUGCUGCUGCCAUAGCUGAGAGUGAAUUCAGAAGUGAUCCAUAAACCCCAUAGAUCCGUACGAGUGCUGUCAACGUUCAAAAACUAGCUGACUUGAACCUUUUUGUAUUUGAUUGCCCUUUACUGAGAGUCCUGUGCAGAAUAGGUGUGUGAGUGGGGGGGUUGUGUGAUAUAUGUGUGCGCUAGAACAUGUGUUAUUGUCAACCACUCAUUGCUGGAUCAUCCUUAAGUGUUUGAACUGAAUGUAAGAAAAAAAAAAACAACAACAAAAAAACAAAAACAGUUUGACGUCACUGUGAGGAUGUAUUUAUUUUCAUUCUGCAGUUCUUUCUUUUGCUGAAUGUAACAGUAAAGUACAAUAAAUACUACUUCAUCCGUGCCAAUACUACUAAUAUUUUUCUAUGUUGCUGACUGUACUGUAUGUAUUCCUUAGUAGCUUGUGUUCUAUGUAAAAAUAUAAAUACAAGUAUACAAAAUAUACAUAUAUAUAUAUAUAUAUACAAAUAGUAUAGUAUUAUUAUAACAGAUAUGUGAGAAUAAAAAUACAUCUUUUGCAUAA